AUGACAAACUUAGAAAACAUCUGCGGUAAAUUUAACUCUUCAAUAGAGAAUAUGAAACUUAUAGUAUGUAACGAACUUCAAAGUAUAGAUACAACAAAAGUUUUGAACUCAGAUGCUUUGAAGAGUCUUAUAACAGACAAAGUUGGAGUUGUUGAAAGAAAAUAUAAAGACCAAAGAGUUUGUGAAAAUGUUGCAAAUUUCAUUAUGGUUUCAAACAAUGCCGUUCCGAUGAAGUUAGAAAGUUCUGACAGAAGAUAUGUAGUUGUCAGAACGUCAGAUUCUCAUAUGCAAGAUACAGAAUAUUUUGACGACUUAGCAGAAACUUUGACAUCUGACUUUUACAACCACUUGUUCUCAUAUUUCAUGACAUUAGAUAUUUCUAAGUUCAAUCCAAGACAAAUUCCACAUACCGAAGAGAGACAAACAUUGUUAGAAGCAAACAAGAGUGUAUAUGAACUGUUCAUAGAUGAAACUGACUUUGAGUGUUUAGAUGAAAGGUCAUUGUACGAUUCGUAUAAACAAUAUUGUCAAGAGUAUGGUUAUAUGACAGCGUCUAAACGAACAUUCUUGGCAAAUGUCAAAAGUCUUUUAGACGUACAGAAUGGUGUAUAUACAAAGAAAAAUUUUUCUGAGUAA
This is a messenger RNA of Trichomonas vaginalis G3, 636 nucleotides long. Its product is annotated as Poxvirus D5 protein-like family. Bases 1 to 636 code for a protein of 211 amino acids. NCBI's taxonomy places the organism in Eukaryota, Parabasalia, Trichomonadida, Trichomonadidae. The record is from RefSeq and is a predicted model, not a curated record. The transcript has a single exon.